AUGAAAAUCACCAUAUAACAACCAGUAGGGGGCAGAAAUACGCCGUUGUAGCGUCAAAGUCUGUUUAACCAAAGAGCAAGAAUUCACAUUUCAGCAUGGUUCUUUCAGCUAUGUCUCAGAAUUGGGGGAUAGUUUUUAAACCCAGCGACUCUGAUAAACCUACGGAAGAAGAACGACGAAGUGCACGCGGACACCAACGUUCUAGCUUCAUGGUAGCUGUAGGAGGUGCUGUCAGUCAUCAUGUCAUUUUGUUUUAACUUUGACAUUGCAGCACAAACAACAAAGCAGGACCGCGUCGAUGGAAAUACAUUGCAAAAGGUAAAGGGAGACGAUGCAGCUAAAUCUACAGAGGACAAUACCAAACCAGCAGAGCCAGUAAAAGAGGCCAAAGAGCACCUUCCACCAUCUGACCCGCAGUUCCUCCUCACGGAUGCUGUCUUUGAAACAGUUACCAUUGGGACUUUUCCUCCUCUCCACUUCCUUAAUGAGACAGUUUUUGAGAAGACAGCCUCAGAGAGAGAGGACAGGGAAAAAAUCUUUUCUCACACUGCAGAGCAGAGGUCUGACCUCAUCUCUGGCGUGUACGAGGGUGGGCUGAAGGUGUGGGAGUGCACCUAUGAUCUUCUGGAGCUGAUUGAGAAAAAUGGAGAAACCUUUGGGGGGAAGACAGUUUUAGAUUUGGGCUGUGGUGCGGGGCUGUUGGGGAUACUGGCUCUGAAGAGAGGAGCCACACAGGUCCACUUCCAGGAUUAUAACAGUACAGUUAUUGAACAGCUCACAGUGCCAAAUGUAAUACUGAACUGCCAAGAUGAUGAUGAAAUAGACAGUGAGGAUAACAGAAAAGGGAGGAGCAAGAAAAAAAUACAGGAGGAAGAUGUUUGUGAAAAGAAGGUGAAAGAAAACAUGGAGGUGGAGGGUAGCGGCCCACCUCCUAAGAAAAGAGCUAUAGACCUGUCGCAGCACCCUUUAUUAGCCAAGUGUCAUUUUUUCUCUGGUGACUGGAGGACAUUUCUUGCUUUGGUUCUAAAGAGAGAUCCAACACCCAAGUAUGAUAUUAUAUUCACCUCAGAGACUAUUUACAACACUGCUUACUACCCUGCGCUACAUGAGACGCUCUGCAAACUGCUGGCACCAAAUGGACUUGUCUACCUCGCCACCAAAUCCCACUACUUUGGUGUAGGUGGUGGGCUUCACCUGUUUGAGACCUUUGUGGAGCAGAAGGGUACUUUCUCUGUGGAUCACCUGUGGGAUAAGGAGGAAGGACUUCAGAGGCAUGUAGUUGUCCUACGUUUUAAAACGACAAAGGACACUUAAACUGUCAGAGUCUCGCAUGGUUACUAAAAGGGAUGUGUGAUUGCUACACAGUUUAAUAGAAAUAAAAAAAAUAUCAGGAUUGUCUUUUAGUCUUCAGCAUGAAGCUUGUAUAUAGUAUGUUAAAGCAAAAUUGUAAUAAAAAGGAAAGUCUGUAAUAGAAAAAAUGCUGUCUUGUCUCCUAUUUGCCCUUUGGGUUCCAGCACCUUCUUUCAUUUCCUAUAUAGAAAUUUGAAUAUGCCUGCCAGUAACUCAAGUCGAAAGGGCUUGUUACAGGUCUUUAGAUGCAUGGGGAGGAAAGAAAGGAAAUGGGCUCAGUGACCUUUGUGAGUGAUUUUCUCCAGUGGUCAAACAGCAGUAUGAAUGCCAGGAUUGUUUCGGAAGUUCGGCGCAAAAUGUCAUUUGCAACUUAUCCCACCAGGAUGUAGUUUGAAAGUGGAUGCACAUCAAUGAUGAGACUCUAUGGGGUCUCUGUA
Messenger RNA from Monopterus albus (swamp eel), 1787 nucleotides. It is a transcript of the gene mettl18, whose product is annotated as methyltransferase 18, RPL3 N3-histidine. Gene Ontology annotation, cellular component: nucleus. NCBI's taxonomy places the organism in Eukaryota, Metazoa, Chordata, Actinopteri, Synbranchiformes, Synbranchidae. The transcript is spliced from 3 exons. The record is from RefSeq and is a predicted model, not a curated record. Gene Ontology annotation, molecular function: protein-L-histidine N-tele-methyltransferase activity. Gene Ontology annotation, biological process: peptidyl-histidine methylation, to form tele-methylhistidine. The coding region runs from base 241 to 1314 and encodes 357 amino acids.